AUGUCAGAACAAAGUAAUAAUAAUGAACAAUCUCAAAAUGAACUUAAUGGAAACAAUGAAAAUAAUGAAAAUAAUGAAAAUAGUGAAAAUAAUGAAAAUAAUAAAAAUAGUGAAAAUAAAUAUCUUUCCCAAUUGUAUUCUUUUUUAAAUUCCAAUUAUAUUAAAUCAUCAUUUGAAAGUAAAGUCGAAAAUGUUCCAAACAAAAAAAAAAACAAAAAUAAUAUAUCGACUAAGAGAGCUUAUAAUUACCUUAUUCGAAAGUUUAAGAAAGUUAUUGUAGAAUGUGACUUAUAUUAUGAAGAAGUUCAAAUUAAAAAUGAAAAUGUGAAAUUGAUCAUACAUUUUUUUGGGAAAAAUUCUAUUACUUUAAAAAAAUUAUAUAAAAAAAGAAAAAUAAUUGAUAACUAUUUUUUUAUCCUAAUUUUAUUUAAUAUAUUAUCCAAUUUUCCAUAUCCAAUUUUGCCAAUUCAAAAGUUUAUAGAUAUUUGUGAUAAUUACAUAUCAUAUGGAAUAAGCAUUUUAAUAAAAUUAAAUUCAUCAUUAUAUAAUAAAAAGAAAAAAGUCCAUAAAAUUUAUUUUGAACCGGUAUUUUAUUUAUUCACGGCAUUGUGGAAUAAUCACUAUUUUCAUAUUUCCCUUUCCAAUACACUGAUUAUUUUGACUUUUUUCUACAAAAUUUAUAUCAUACUGAGUAAACUCGAAAUUCGGAACGUGAAUUUAUUUGACAACAUAUAUACCUUGUGCUCCUCAUAUGUGAACAAAGUAAAUUCAAUGCUAUGGUUUAGCAUAUUCCUUAUAAUCAAACGAAUGCUAAUAGAUGAAUGUGAAAUCAAAAUUAUCAAAAAAAAACAGAUAUAUUUAAUUUUACCAAUAUUUGUAGAUAUAAUAAAAAUAUUAGAAGUAUAUGAUGAAAUAAUAAAGAAAACAAACAUAAACCCAUUAAUAAAAGUGUAUGAAAAAUUAAAAUUAUUUUUAUUUGAAUUUUUUCAUAAAUUAUUAUACAACUUAAUAACAAAACAUGAUACACUCCCUCGAAAUAUUUUCAAAUAUUUACAAAUAAAUAAUAAUAUUAUAUCUAAUAAAAAAAAAAAAAACAGCCAUUUUAAUUCUCAAAGUCUUAUUAAUAGAGAACGGAGUAAUGCAAUAAGUAGCAAUCAAAAUCAAAAAAAAAAUUGUAAACAUUAUGAAAGUGAAAAUAAAAAAAAUUGUAAACAUUAUGAAAAUGAAAAUAAAAAAAAUUCUAUCGACAUAUAUAGUAGCUUUUAUAAAUAUGCAAAUUCAAUAAAUGAAAAAUUUGUAUUUUAUUCCUUUUUUGAAAAUUUUGUACUCUUUAAUUCUCUUAAUAAUGAUUACAAUUCUACUGAAUCGAUAUCUUAUUUAUCAUUUUCUUUUAAUUCUUUAAAUUCAUUAAUUAAUAGCGAAAAUGAACAAAUUAUUAAAAAAAAAAAAACAACUAGCGAUUAUGAAAUUAUAUCACACACUGAAGAAAACAAUACUUAUGAAAAUGAUUUUGAUAAACCAUUUCAAUUAAUAAAAAUGCAUAAAAAUCAAAUCGAAAUUUUAAAUAUGAAAUAUUAUCAUUUUUUUAUACACAAAUAUAAAAGUGAAAAUAAAUCUAUCUUACUUAUCAAAAGUUAUUUUAAUGAUUAUUUAUGUGCUCUUGUAAAUACCUUAUAUAUAUAUUCUAAAACUAUAUUUUUUAAUAACCAUAUAACUGAAAAUAAUAGUUCAAUAGAAAAGACAAACACAACAUCGGAAAGCAAUCACUCAGAUUUGGGAAACAUAAAAAGGGAGGAAGUAAAUACAAGUAGUGAAACGAGCGAGCAUGAUAAAAGAAGCGAGCGUGACCACGACACUUUGGAAAAGUUCAACAUGGUUUAUUCAGAAACAAUAGAAAGAGAAGAUGAAGAUGUUCAUAAAAAAUUUGAUAAUUUAAAAAAAAAAUCCAAAAAAAAUAAAAACAAUACCAAUAUAAGUAGUGACACACAAGAAUACUUAAUAAAUAACAACCAAAAUGUCAUAAGAUGUUUAAUAUGCUUUUUAAAAUUAUUAUAUAAAAAUAUAUUUAAAAAAAUUAUAAUAAAAAUAAAAAAUUGCAAAAAUAUUAGUGAACUCAAAUUAUAUUUAUAUAUAGAAAAAAUAUGUGAAUACAAUACAUAUUAUUGUAUUAAAAGACGAUUAAAAAAUAUAUGUUUUAUAUUAUUUUUUUCUAUAACAUUAAAAAAUUUAAUAAAAAAUUAUUUAUAUAAAAUUAAAAAUGAAAAAAUAAAUAAAAAAAAUUUAGAAAAUUUCCAGUCUACUUUAAUUUAUGAUACAUGUAGUUUCAUUAAAAUAUAUAAUUAUCUAAAUAAAUCUAAAUUUAAAGAUUUUUAUCAAAAUAAAUAUAUUAAUUUUUUAAUUUUUAUUAAAAAUGUCUUAACAUUACCUAAAAAUCAGUUAAUCAAUUAUCCCAUAAAAAAUAACCAUUUCUUUUAUUAUAUAAAAAAUAAAAGAAUAGAUAUCAAUUUCGCUGAUUUUGUUUCAGAUUUGAAAAAUAGCAAUCUCCCACACACACCCAAAUGGUAUGAAAGCCAAAAUGAAAACCAAAAUGAAAGCCAAGAUGAAAGCCAAAAAGAAAGCCAAAAAGAAAGCCAAAAAGAAAGCCAAAAUGUAGUGCAAAAAACAUUAAAUAACAUAAUUCAAUCUUUUUAUUUAUAUAAAACUAAACCAAAUAACAUUUAUGAUUAUAAUUACAAACAAAAUAUUUUGUCUUCUCAUCAUUCUCCAUUUCAAUAUACACAAAACAACACGAAUCAUGAUGAAGACUUGAAUGCUACAUAUUUUAUUAAGUUGCAAAAAGGAGAGAUUUCCGAAAAUUGCGCAGAAAACGAAAGUGAAAUGCUUAGUGCAAGUGACUGUGAUACAAACCAUCAUUUUGAUCAUUAUUUAACAAUAAAUAAUGAUAUAUUCAAUAAUUUAAAAAAUAAUAAAAUUAAAAUAAAUAAAUUAUCUUUUGAAUAUCUCACAAAUUACUAUAAUGAAAAUUUUAUAAGGGUUUAUGUAAAAAAUGAAGCAAAAGAAAUUUUUGAUAGAAAAAUAUUAAUUUUAAAAAAUAACAAAUUAUAUUUUUAUGAUUCAGAAUAUUCUAUAUCAUAUGAUUCAUUUUAUUAUUUAAUGGAAAUUAAAAAAAUAUAUUAUUGUAAUGGUUUAUUUGAUUCAUUAAUAAAUUCACAAAAAUUCAGUUUCCAAAAUUCAACUUUUUCUUCUACUGGAGACAGCUUUUAUUCAAAAAAUCAAGACACUCUUUCCUCCGAAAAUGAGUGGCAAAAAUGUGGCUUUGACGCUAAAAUUAUUUUCCACAACGAAUUAAGAAAACACAUUCAUCUUAUGUUCAUUGAUCAGUCUUAUAAAAAUUUUGUAGAAAAAAUAAACAAUUCGUUAGUACAUGAAAAAGAAAGAACAUAUGAAUAUAUAAACCUUAGUUAUGAUAAAAAUAUCGAAAAUGAAAUUACACAUGAUUAUUUUUUUAACAAAAUAAAUUAUAUUAAAGAUUCUCAAAGUAUUUUUAGUGAAAAUGAAAAUGAAACUAACAAAAAAAAUUUAUUAAAUAAUCAAGAAUCAUCUAGUAUAUCCGAAAAUGAUGAAUCAGAAUAUCUUGAUGGAAGUUUCGAAGAUCCUGAUAAAAAAAGUGAAACAGAAUUUGAUAAUAAACAUGAUAUAAAAUCAGACAAUAAUUUUAUAAGUGAUAAUCCAUUAAAUAAUAUAUUAAAAGAUAAAAAUAAUUAUUUUUUAAAUAAACAUAAUAAUAAAUUAGAAAAAUACAAUAAUUUUGUUGAAUAUAAAUAUUCAUCUAGUGCUACCGAAAUAUUUAUUAAAAGUGAAAAUAUAUAUUUUUCAAAAAAAAAAAAAAAAAAAAUUAAAAUUAAAAAAGAAAAGAAAAUGAAACUUUUUAAAAAUAUUAAAAAAAAUGAUAUCUAUAAUUUAUUUUAUGAUCAAAUAUCGAAAUUAUGCAAACAUCAAAAUCCUACAAAAAAUAAUGCAGAUGAUCUUUUUUUUUACAAGUCUGUCAACGGUUUAUAUAGUGAAGCGAAUUUUGCAUAA
Molecule: messenger RNA, 4080 nt
Organism: Plasmodium yoelii
Lineage: Eukaryota; Apicomplexa; Aconoidasida; Haemosporida; Plasmodiidae
Product: conserved Plasmodium protein, unknown function
Exons: 7
Coding region: 1-4080 (1359 amino acids)
Source: RefSeq, a predicted model, not a curated record